Molecule: messenger RNA, 405 nt
Organism: Eriocheir sinensis (Chinese mitten crab)
Lineage: Eukaryota; Metazoa; Arthropoda; Malacostraca; Decapoda; Varunidae
Exons: 2
Coding region: 1-405 (134 amino acids)
Source: RefSeq, a predicted model, not a curated record
AUGUUGUUCCCCAGUCCCCCGGUCCUUCAGUCUCCCUAUUGCACCUGUCUUCGAGUCCCCCAUGUGUACCUUUGUCCCUAUCCCCCAGUUCCCCCGUCCCUCUAUUCCCCACUCCCCCAGUCCCCCAGUCUCCCCAGUCCAUCAAACCCCCAGUUCCACAGUCUAUCUAUUCCCCAUGUCCCCAGUUUACCAGUUCUCAGUUCCCCAGUCUUCCCCAGUCUUCCCCAGUCCAUCAAACCCCCAGUUCCACAGUCUAUCUAUUCCCCAAGUCCCCAGUUUACCAGUCCUACAGUCCCCAGUUUACCAGUCCGCCUGUCCCCCCGGGUCAGCCCGCCCACGUACUCCCCAGUCCCCCAGCCCUUCAGUUUCCUAGUACAUGCGUCAUAUAGUAUCCUCCCCCCCUAG